This is a messenger RNA of Metschnikowia bicuspidata var. bicuspidata NRRL YB-4993, 1407 nucleotides long. RefSeq lists its product as uncharacterized. Gene Ontology annotation, molecular function: N-acetyltransferase activity. NCBI's taxonomy places the organism in Eukaryota, Fungi, Ascomycota, Pichiomycetes, Serinales, Metschnikowiaceae. The transcript has 2 exons. The record is from RefSeq and is a predicted model, not a curated record. Bases 1 to 1407 code for a protein of 468 amino acids.
AUGUCCGAGCUCCCAGUCUCCAGGGCCCCUGGCUUCUUGGAAAGGUACUACAUAUGUAGAGACACCACAGGUAUAAUGGGCCGCGGCUUCAACAUGUCGGUGAAAUUAAAUGAGCCCGUCUCCGAUCUUAUUUUAUCACAUGCUCUCAGACGCGUGAUUAUAUCUUGUCCGUACUUGACAGUGAACGCGUUUCUCACAAUUUCCGAAGAUACUCUCGCUGAUGGUAAGAACUAUCAUAUACGGCCUGUAAAAAGACUCUUGUUCUCAAAACUCGUUUACCGAAAGACCGUCAGGGAUUUUGAUGCCAGAGUUUUGGAAGACCUUUCGAGAGUCAGAUUACCAGUCAACCGGGGGAAGCCAGGGUGGUAUCUAACACGUAUCUCUGUAGAGUCAUCUGGUGAUCAAUACUUGACAUUCGCCUGCAACCACGUUAUGUUUGAUGGGCGCUCUGCUGUCAACUUUUUUGAUGAUCUCGUCAAGACUAUAGACAUUGUGUCGGGUUAUACGCUUUCGGAUGUCGCCGAAGUUCUUUUCGACUCUGAAGUAGAUUCACCUGGCAAAUUGAGGGAUUCAAGUGAAAACGUCACCAAUUUAUACGACAGUCCACUUUGGUUCAAGCUUUCAACAUUGGCCUCUCAAAUGUUGAUUCCUUCAUUCGUCCUGAAAUUGUUUUCCAGCUACGUAUGGCCGUCAUCGCCAAACUUCUACCAGCAUCCACCAUUCAAUUUAGUGCCUUUCAACGGACUGAACGAGGCCAAUUUCCGGAUCGUGCAUUUUAGUCGCGAAGAAGUCAGCUUGAUUUUGACACACUGCAAGCAAGAAAGAACAACAUUGACGCCGAUGAUGGCUGCCAGACUCUAUCUGGCAAUUGGCACAUCUUUCACGGCCCAUUUGGGUACGUUCUCUCAGUCAUGUGAAUUGAUUAUUUGUGGGAGACGAUACUUCCCCAAAGAAAAGCAAAUCACAAGGUACGGGCUCUUUUUCUCUGCUUUCACCUCCUACAUUGCUCCUGGCUUGUCCACAAAGGAUGCCACCGAAGUUUUGAAAAAAGGUCUUUCACAGGCUAUGAAAAAUAGACACUCCUUCUACAAGACGGGUCUUCUCCAACUUUUGAACAUAUGGAAUUACAUGAAACCAUAUGCUGAAGACAAAGCAGAAAGACAGACAUUCGAAAUUUCUAAUUUGGGCCGGGUGGAUAUUAGUGCCGGAAAAUGGCACGUGACCGACGUGGUGUUCAGUCAGGGAGUGACAUUUUCUCACAUCACUUUAUCGGUGAUCAGUACUCCCAAGGGGGGAAUGAAUGUAGUGAUCUCCUACCAUGAAGAUUUCUCGAAAGUUUCUGAGGGCGGUAUUUUGAUGGUCGACCGGUGUAUCGAAAAGUUCAGAGAGAAUAUGUUGGAUGUUUGA